Molecule: messenger RNA, 1730 nt
Organism: Cricetulus griseus (Chinese hamster)
Lineage: Eukaryota; Metazoa; Chordata; Mammalia; Rodentia; Cricetidae
Source: RefSeq, a predicted model, not a curated record
ACUCAAAAAGCGCUCAAUUUUUUUCUUUUCAAAAAAAGCUGAUGAGGUCGGAAAAAAAGGGAUAAGAAACCGGCACCGUCUCUGCAGAGGCAACCGAAGCAGCAGUUGCUUCAGCGGAAAAAGAAGCAAAGGAGGGAAGGAAGGGAAAGAUCCUAAAGGGGAAAGACGCGCAAGUACAGACUUAGGGGCACAGGCCGGAGGACCGCGGACAACUGGCCAAGUGGCAACAGGCGCCCGAGCUGCUGGGCGGACGCCAACAAAUCGGCGGGACUGACUGCGCCCGGGAACUGUGGAGACCGCCCGUACUUCCAAGGACCCUUCCCAUCACCGGAGGCCCCCGGAAAAUCGGAAAGGAGGGAAAGACCGUUGCAGAGGCGACAGCCGCCCCUCAGUGAGAGCUUGCAGUGCAGAGCCUGAGCUAGCUCGGUCGUGGGCGGGAAGUUACUGGAGAGCUGGCCCGGUGCAGCCGCGAAGACGCCGAGCCCACUGGGGAGUCGUUGAGACCCGAGAGUUGAGGGCCACGGAACUGCUGCUCCCGUCUGCCUUGGGCGAUCAUCUUUAACCCCCCACAGCACGUCAGCAUCCAGCCACCGCGGCGCUCUCCUAGCGAGCAGCACUUGGGACUACCCCCUUCGGCGAGACGGAUGGAAAGCGAGCCCUACGGAGGACUUGUCCCUGAAGUUCUGCCUCAAGUCACCAUUGUAAACAAGGGUGGGUUAAUGCCUUUUCUCCUCUCCAAUACUUUUUCUUCCGCAGUGUUUUCUGAGCUGACCUAGUCUCUUACGUCUCCGCACAUCCUCCUCACAGAACUGUGAAGUUUAGGACCCUAAAGAAUGGCCGAGCCUUGGGGGAACGAGUUGGCGUCCGCAGCUGCCAGGGGGGACCUAGAGCAACUUACUAGUUUGUUGCAAAAUAAUGUAAACGUCAACGCUCAAAAUGGAUUUGGGAGAACUGCGCUGCAGGUUAUGAAACUUGGAAAUCCAGAGAUUGCCAGGAGACUUCUACUCAGAGGUGCUAAUCCCAAUUUGAAAGACCGAACUGGUUUCGCUGUCAUUCAUGAUGCAGCCAGAGCAGGUUUCCUGGACACGGUACAGGCUUUGCUGGAGUUUCAAGCUGAUGUUAACAUCGAAGAUAAUGAAGGGAACCUGCCCUUGCACUUGGCUGCCAAAGAAGGCCACCUCCCUGUGGUGGAGUUCCUUGUGAAGCACACAGCCAGCAAUGUGGGGCAUCGGAAUCAUAAGGGGGACACCGCCUUCGACUUGGCCAGGUUCUAUGGAAGAAAUGAGGUCAUUAGCCUGAUGGAGGCAAAUGGGGUGGGGGAAGCCACAAAUCCACAGUGAGCGUGGGGGGGGAGGGCUUUCCCACAUUGCCUUUACUUUGUCAGUUAGUUGGUUGGCUGUCCUGACUGGCUUACUAUCACUUGUUAAAAUAUAAGAUUUUGUUUUGUUUCUUAUUUUAAGCAGCUGGUUAAAGUCUUUGAAAUUGUCUAAUUGGAAAUCUCACUACAAGUUUAUGAAAUAUUUAAACAUCCUUUUCACUGUCAAAAACUCUGAUUUCUAACAUGUAAUUGCAAAUAGCUAUGCCUUUCUUCUGGAUAUUUUAUCUAUGAUUUUUUUUUUUCUUUGCUUACCCUUUGCCACACUCAGAAUCUUACCUGAAGUCUUUGUUUUAAAAAUUCUUUGUCCUGAUGCAUCUUUUGCCUAAUUAAAACUUUUUUCAUAAGAGGACCA